Phytophthora nicotianae INRA-310 is the source of this 1641-nucleotide messenger RNA. RefSeq lists its product as hypothetical. The transcript has a single exon. Bases 525 to 1259 code for a protein of 244 amino acids. The record is from RefSeq and is a predicted model, not a curated record. Lineage: Eukaryota; Oomycota; Peronosporomycetes; Peronosporales; Peronosporaceae.
GUCAAGAUUCCAAUCACAGAUUUCCAGCAAAGUGAGAGACCAUGGCCCUAACAAGAUCUCAAGCUCGUGCCGCAGCUCAAGAACAACCCGACAAAACGGAGGGGGUUGUUUCCGAGGUGCACGAUGAAGAGCUCUUUGCUGUCGUCCCUGCAUCUACAGCUGUAAGAAAUGUUCGCCUAGAGUCUCAAGUCUCAAGAAUCAUCAACAACUUCUGGAGCGAGACACAAAGACUUGCUGCAGAGACUACAAUACUGCAGAACAAUCAAGCUGAACAAGCGGAAGAAUAUCACGCCGCCUUGACUGCCAUCUACCACGAUUCUCGAAGCAGUACGGCUGAGCUGGCUGCACACCAACAGUGGAUUGAAGGUCAGAUAGGAAAGGCCCUGGAAGACACCAAAUUAGCUCUACAACAGGAACUACAAGUUGUUGCACAUGCCCAGGUAGUUGGCAAUGAAUCGUCACGUUUGUUUAUCUAGGAGCAGUUGCAAUCUGUGAGGGGAGCCGCUCAACGUGAAGCAUUGGAGAUGAAGAGUACUAUAACUGCUCAAGCUAUGAAAAUAGAGCGGGUAGAAAGAGAAAUGAGUAUGGCAAUCACAAAUGCCCGUAGCGCACUGACACAGAGGAUAAAUGAUGUGCUUUUGCAACCACAGGCCACCAUUAACGAAAGUCUGAAAGGUCAAAUGGAGGAAAUGUUGGACGCAAUGCAGGCGAAAAUCGACAUGAAGUUCCAGCAGAUGACUAUGAGUAUUGUGGAGAAUUGUAUUGCGAAGUUGGAGGAGCGUGGUGGUGUUACUACGGGUAGAUUGACGAUUCGGCGGGUUUUAAAACUGGUGGCUGAGUACGUGGCUAACCAAGAAGAGAAGAUGGAGAAUAAAGUCAAACAUCUUGUACAGAGCGCUCACUCCCAGCGUAGCAGCGAAAUGGCGAACAGCUUCGAAAAGUUAGAAAUCAAGAUGACCGAUUCCGUACGUCAGCAAGUGCAAGAUGAAUCAGCAGCAAUGGAACUACGUAUGGAAAACCGAAUUCGUGACAUACUACAAAAAUCCCACGAAAAACGAACAAUUGAGUCGCGUCGUCAAAUAGAGUCCACUCACGCAGUUGAAGAGAAACUUGAACGCACACGCGGUGAACUCGGCACAGACGUUCAAGAAAUCAAGGCAUGUCUGGAUGGACUCGAGCAACAAACGUACCUAUCAUUAAUGUGCAGCCGAAACGUCGUAUUGCGCGCGGCAUUGAAAGGCACAUAUAUGAUUUGGUAAAAGAAAAUAAUCGUUCACAGGAUGAGCGAGUUGGUCGUAUGGAGCAAUAUGUUCAAACAAAACUAUGUCGUGUUCUCCAGGUUGCACCAAGGGUUAACGCCACAAAACCUCCAGAUAAAUCAUGUCCUGUACGGUCCCGACCCCAGCAAGAACAUCUUCCGGCACCGCAUCAAUCUGUCAAGGUCAAACGCGCAACUGACCAAGCGCAGAAAGCUGUCAAACGACGAUCAGAGCUGGCUGCUCGUCGAUACGAUGCUCUUCACAAGGACGAGACAAGUGGUAACUGAUAGCGAUACCGAUCGUUAUGCGGUUGAUAUACAUUUCGAAUACAUUUCGUGAUCAAGCUGUGGCAUCAGCCACUGCCUGGUUAAUUAUUUGGCCC